Messenger RNA from Pneumocystis murina B123, 752 nucleotides. RefSeq lists its product as hypothetical. The coding region runs from base 82 to 729 and encodes 215 amino acids. Lineage: Eukaryota; Fungi; Ascomycota; Pneumocystomycetes; Pneumocystales; Pneumocystaceae. The transcript is spliced from 2 exons. The record is from RefSeq and is a predicted model, not a curated record.
AUUUUAAUAAAAUAUAAAAUUAAUUGGAAAUCAAUUCUUACAAAUAGAUAAGAUAAUAUUAAUUAGAUCUUUCAAAAAAAUAUGGAAAUAGAGUUAGUAAAUAAAAAACCUGAAGAAUUACUAUCUAAUCAAUGGAUCAAAGAUUUUUUUACUAAAAAAGAGUUUCCAAGUGUUCCGGAAAUAUCAAGGAGGUAUUGUAUAUCUUCUUAUCAUAAUUUAGAUAUUUUUCGUGAAAAUACAUUGGAACAAUCUUUAUCUAAACGUCCAUAUUCAUUCUAUCAGACGAUAAAAGAAUGCCCUGAACAUUUAAAUUCCAAAGAAUUAAAAUCUAAUUCGCAUAUUAAAUACAGAUUUUCUUUAAUUCCUAUCAUAAGAAAUACAGAAAACAUUUCUUCAAAUCAAAAAAAAAAUUCACAAGAUUAUACUCUACAAGAUAAAAAAAAUUCGAAUAAUUAUAAAGAAAUAAAAAUAGAACAAUAUCAAUCACCCGAAAAAAAAGAAUCAUCUACUAAAACUAACCAUUUAGGAAUCUAUGAUACGAUAACACUUAUUAACUAUAUACAACACCAAUUCUCAACAUGGUUAAAACAUAUGCAGAACGAUAAAUAUCUUGUUUCAUCAUCUAGUAAUUUACAUGAUGUUGCAAAAUUUAAAUAUCGACAAACUCAUCAUACCAGAAAAAUUAUUCGUUCUCUUUCUUUGGUCAGAUUACAACUCUUAUCACUUUAAAAAAUAAAAAUCUCGGUUUUUCU